AUGGAUGAGACUAACCUGAGCGCGCCAGCGGCCGCCGUGGCGGAGGCCGAGCGGUCCCUGAAUGCCUCCGCCGGAGGGAAUGCCUCCGCCGGGGAUCCCCGGCCGCACAUCCCCGUGGUGCACUGGGUCAUCAUGAGCGUCUCCCCGCUGGGGUUUGUGCAGAACGGAAUCCUCCUCUGGUUCCUGUGCUUCCGGAUGCGCAGGAACCCCUUCGCUGUGUACAUCACCCACCUGUCCGUCGCGGACAUCUCCCUGCUUUUCUGCAUCUUCAUCCUGUCCACCGACUACGCCCUGGACUACGAGCUCUCCUCCGGGCACUAUUACACCAUGGUCACACUGUCCGUGACCUUCCUGUUUGGCUACAACACGGGCCUCUACCUGCUGACGGCUAUCAGCGUGGAGCGCUGCCUGUCGGUCCUGUACCCCAUCUGGUACCGAUGCCAUCGGCCCAAACACCAGUCGGCGUGUGUCUGCGCCCUGCUCUGGGCUCUGUCCUGCUUGGUCACCACCAUGGAGUAUGUCAUGUGCAUUGAUGCUGCUGAGGAGAGUCGCUCACGGGGCGACUGCCGCGCCGUCAUCAUCUUCAUUGCCAUCCUUAGCUUCCUGGUGUUCACCCCACUCAUGCUGGUGUCCAGUGCCGUCCUGGUGGUGAAGAUCCGCAAGAACACGUGGACUGCCCAUUCCUCGAAGCUGUACCUCGUCAUCACAGUCACCAUCGUCAUCUUCCUCAUCUUCGCCAUGCCCAUGAGGUUACUCUAUUUGCUCUACUAUGAGGACUGGUCGACGUUCGGCAACCUGCACAACAUUUCUCUCCUCUUCUCCACCAUCAACAGCAGUGCCAACCCCUUCAUCUACUUCUUCGUAGGCAGCAGUAAGAAGAAGCGGUUCAAGGAGUCCUUGAAAGUGGUGCUGACCAGGGCUUUCAAAGAUGAAACGCAGCCCCGGCCGGAAGACAGCGGCAACACUGUGUCCGUUGAAACCGUGGUCUAG
Messenger RNA from Ochotona curzoniae (black-lipped pika), 990 nucleotides. RefSeq names its product MAS1 proto-oncogene, G protein-coupled receptor (gene MAS1). NCBI's taxonomy places the organism in Eukaryota, Metazoa, Chordata, Mammalia, Lagomorpha, Ochotonidae. The record is from RefSeq and is a predicted model, not a curated record. Gene Ontology annotation, cellular component: membrane. Gene Ontology annotation, biological process: G protein-coupled receptor signaling pathway. Gene Ontology annotation, molecular function: angiotensin receptor activity.